Kwoniella shivajii is the source of this 3204-nucleotide messenger RNA. RefSeq lists its product as uncharacterized. NCBI's taxonomy places the organism in Eukaryota, Fungi, Basidiomycota, Tremellomycetes, Tremellales, Cryptococcaceae. Gene Ontology annotation, cellular component: nucleus. The transcript has 9 exons. Gene Ontology annotation, molecular function: zinc ion binding; DNA-binding transcription factor activity, RNA polymerase II-specific; DNA binding. The record is from RefSeq and is a predicted model, not a curated record. Gene Ontology annotation, biological process: DNA-templated transcription; regulation of DNA-templated transcription. Bases 1 to 3204 code for a protein of 1067 amino acids.
AUGCCAAAAGAAGAUCCAUCACAUCCACCACCUUUGAAAAGGGGCGAUGCAUGCUUGUAUUGUCGUAAGAGGAGGAUAAGAUGUUCAGCCGAGAAACCGACUUGUCAACAUUGUUCGAAAUCAGGUAGAGAGUGUGUAUAUGAUAGUGGUAAACCAGUUAGUCGAGUUAAACAAUUAGAAGAAAAACUCGCUCAAUUGGAAAACCUACUUCAAGGCGGUGGUCCUGGGAUCGCAUCCGGUAGCAGUAAUGGUGGAGGGGUAGGAGGAUCAAGAAGGGAAAGUCAAGAGAACGGUUCAACAUCAUCUAGACCACCUGCAUUAAAUCAUACUUCUUCAUCAGGUAGUGAAUCGAUACAAAAUGAUUUCGAUAUCGGAAUGGAUUCUCGAAACGAUCCUGGUCCCGGCGAUCAGGCAGAAUCUUCAACUUCUUUCGGAUAUAUAAGUGCUGAAUCAUUUGAUAUAAACAUGUUCGACUUGAUACUGGCUUCUCAACCUUCCGGUUCUGGCUCAUCAAAUGGUUUCGCAAGUUUCGGUGGAUCAUUCUUCAAUAACGGAAAUAUGGGUGCAGGUGCUGAAACUGGCGCUACUCCAAAUUUCGGUUUUCUGAACAAUAAUAAUAACAAUAAUGACAAUAACAACAACAACAAUAGCAACAGUAAUAGCUUUAGUGACAAUGUAGAUAAUAACGGUAAUAUGUCUUCAAAUCAAGGUCCUAGUAUCGAAAGUUUAUUCGAUUUCAAUCUGUUAGAUCCAAAUUACAUGAGUAUGUUAAAUGAGUUUCAAUCUACCUCGACUGGACCUUCACCAUCUACAAUACCCCAGCAACGACAGCAGCCGACACAACUAUCACAACCUCCUCCUCCUCCUCCUCCUUUUCAACAACAACAACAACAACAACAACCAUCUCAAAUAAGCAGUAUGCAUCAACAACCAUCUCAAAUAAGCAGUAUGCAUCAACAACUAUUAUCUGCAUCGCAAAAUGAGAAUUUACCUUUUCAAAUUCCAGCAACGUCUAGGCCCCCCAAAGUACUGUCUCCACCCAGCGCACCCCAUUUCCCACCAUCAAUAAUCAACCCUGGCCCUUAUCCAGAAUCAUAUUUCCUUACCAACGAAGGACCUCUGACGAGUCCUCCCGUAUCAACAUCAAAUAUACUAUAUUCCGAGAUGGACCAGAAGUUCAUUCAGUACAAUCAAAGUACGUUUGUACAACCACCUGCUGAUGCUCAAGAAUACCUGAACAAUAUUCAUGGGUCAAUGGGCUGGGAUCAAUCAUUACAAAAUAAGGUGAGGAGUCAAGGAUUAACACAACAAUCUUUGGCUUCAGCUUCAGCUUCAAAGUCACAAUCACCAAAUACGGGAGCUUUAUCACUUGAAGUCGAUAAAACGAUGAAAAGAUCCUCUGGUCCAUACAUCAGAACUUCCCUCUUACCGGCGCAUGAACAGUCAGAGGAAAUCAAUUCAGAUAUCCAGCAAUCAACUCCGGGUAUCACGGAUCCUUCAACAUCAUAUCAAUCUGCUGGGACUGGAGCUGGAACCAAUGCAUCAACGAAUACGGAAGAAAAAGCUGGACAAGGAUCUACCUUGGUUGGUGGCUGGUUUGACGCUCAUGAUUUGCCAAAGGUCGCGAGGGAUCAUCUACUCGAUUUGUUCUUUUCUGGCAUGAGAUUAUUUGGUCAAGAAUUCCAUGUCCCGAAAUUCAUGGCGAGCUUAACGCUGCCCGCACAUAAACGUCCUCAUCCAUGUCUCCUCUACUCUAUGUAUACUUUAGCAUCCAGAAUAUCCGAUUCCAAUCCCAUCAGAAAUCUUGAACCCCAUUUUUACAAGAUUGCCUCUAGCCAAUUGGAAACAUCAAUUGGAAUGGCUGAUCGUUUAUUAGAUGCUACGAGAGCAUCAACACUUUUAGCAAUAUACAAAUUCAGUAAAGCGAGAUAUCAUGAGGGCUGGAUGAUGACUGGCCAAGCUGCUCGAUUGGCUGUAUCAUGUGGACUUCACCAAAUACCUUCAUCGGUGUUCAAGCCGCCCACUCAAACCGGUCUCAACGCGGAUUUAGUAGGAAUGAUGAGACAUCGAUCAUACGUUUUACCUCCCGCCGUAGAUGCCAUAGAGCACGGAGAGAGAAUAUGGGCUUUCUGGUCCAUUUACGCUACGGAUCGAUGUGGCAGUAUAUCCACUCAAUGGCCCCCUGCCAUUGCGGAUGAAGUGAUCACCACACCUUUCCCUAGACCAUUGCAUGAAUAUGAACUUGGUCUUGUCACCGAACAGGAUGAUCACCAAUCCGUUCAAUCAAUUUACAAACCAGCAAUGCAACAUAAUCCGUUACCUCAUUAUGCCGAAAGCACUUUGAUUUCGAUUCGACUUCGAGCAAUUAGCAUCUUAGAGAGAGCUUCGAAAUUGAUGUACCAACCACCAGAGGAAGGCUGGGAACGAUCACUAGCAGCGUCUACACCUUCGGAUCACAGUUCACCUUCAUCCAACAUCGAUGAUUACCUAUAUACACAGAUUGGUGUUGCAGCAGGAUUUGUCAAUGUUCAGAAUAAAAAUGGCACUUCUACAUCAACACCAGCAUCUGCAUCAUCCAAUCGAAGUAAAGAAGGUUGGACAAGAACAGCACGAAUCAGAAACGCAAGAGCGUAUGAAGAAGUCAAACAAGCUUUAUUGAAAAUCGAAAGUGAUUUACCACCUGAAUGGAGAACUGAAUGGUGGAAAUGGGAUGGCAAAGUACAAGAAUGGCAUUUUGGUAAACCAAGAAAAGAUGUAAUAACUCUUCAUUUUGUCCUUGGUUGUGCUUGGAUGUUCCUUUACGACGUCUUCUCUUUCAGCGCCGAAAAUACAGAUGCAGUGAAUGUAGCUCAAAGGUUAACAGUAACUGUAAAAUUCGUUUCAAGGCAAGUCAUGAGUAGUGAUCUGGAUGUUUUCAUAGCUAUGACAUGGUCAUUCGUUUCCAAGAUAUUGAUUAGAGAAAUGAAGAGAUUACAAUCUUUGGGUGAUAUAGAUGGCGCCAAUGCUCUCGAACCAGAUAUCCAAACUCUAGUUACAGCAUUACGUGAAUUCGGUCAAAGAUACACCAUUGGUGCAAUGCAAGCUAUGCGUACUGAACGUUAUAGGAAAUCUACAAAAGAAGAGAUGGACCUCUUGUACAAAGCAGAUGAGGAUGAGCUUGAGAAUAUUUUCUUACAGGAUAUGACUUCGGAAGAUCAGGAGUAG